Messenger RNA from Cylindrotheca closterium, 954 nucleotides. NCBI's taxonomy places the organism in Eukaryota, Bacillariophyta, Bacillariophyceae, Bacillariales, Bacillariaceae. The record is from the annotation of a GenBank genome assembly.
AUGUCACAAGAAGGAAAGUUCUUGCUAGAAUCCAUCCUGGGAAAGCUCUUGGGUUUCGAUGAAGGCGCUGGUGAUUUGUUGGAACACUUGUUGACGAUUCCUUCGGAAGAGGACUUGAAAGAGUACCUUUCUCAGCUACUGGGAAGUGAAACACCCGAAACCAAAGAAUUUGUAUUGAACGUUGGGCGGUACCAACGUGGAGAAGAAGUCUUAUAUAAAAUUGAGAAGAAAGAGGAACAGAAGGAAGAAGAGUCGGCAAAGGCCCAAUCCAGCCAAGUGGCGCAAACUAACAAUGCUGCUUCUACUGGCACAAACAACGCAAAUGCCAAACAGAACAAGAAGGAAGCCCUGCAAGCACGGAGGAAUAAUAAUAAUCCAAAGCAAGGCAAAAAGGGAAAAGUACCCCCAUCUGCCAAGAACGCAACCGCGGCACAAACAAGUAAUAGUCAGAGUGCCGCAGCGGCUGCUUCUUCGACAGCCACGAAACCAACACCCACGACUGCUCAAUCGGCGGGUACUAGCAGUACUCCCCCAGCCGCCUCAAUAACAACUCCAAUUACACCAAUUGUCCAAAAGUCCAAACCCCAACGGGGCAAAGCCGAAUUUGUUUGCGGCUGCAUGGGCACCAGAGACAAACCCUUGACGAAUUGUUUGUAUUGCGGCCGGAUUGCUUGCGAACGAGAAGGCUAUGGGUAUUGUGCGUACUGCGGCUACCUCAUUGAAAAGAUGACGGCUCCUCCUGCUGGCUCUGACAACAGCUGGGCCCAAAAGGAACGCCUGCUCAAGUUUGAUCGAGAAUUUGCGCGACGGACCAAAAUCUUUGACGACCAAGCCGAUUUCCAAGGCCCAGCUUCUUGGAUGUCCGAAGAGGAACGAGUCGCUGCCGGACAAAGGCAAGAAGAUCGUUUGGAGGAGAUGCGGCGGCCAAAGCAAGUGCUGAAUUUGAAUAUUUAG